Molecule: messenger RNA, 2546 nt
Organism: Megalobrama amblycephala (Wuchang bream)
Lineage: Eukaryota; Metazoa; Chordata; Actinopteri; Cypriniformes; Xenocyprididae
Gene: chrna6
Product: cholinergic receptor, nicotinic, alpha 6
Exons: 6
Coding region: 313-1863 (516 amino acids)
Biological process (GO): regulation of membrane potential; chemical synaptic transmission; nervous system process
Cellular component (GO): synapse; neuron projection; postsynaptic membrane
Molecular function (GO): acetylcholine-gated monoatomic cation-selective channel activity; transmembrane signaling receptor activity
Source: RefSeq, a predicted model, not a curated record
UGAACAACGACACGAUAAGUAAAUGAUGAUACAAUUGUCAUAUUUGCGUGAAUUGCCGCUUUAAAUUGCUGCAUAAAAGACUCUGUGAUUGUGAGUCUCAUUAAUGACACUUGCUUGAAGACGAGAGUGGGGAAGGAUGCACGUGCCCAGGGGGAGGGACGAAAUCAAAUCCACCUCACGCGAUUUCUGCUCGCGGAAAGAACAACUCAGCCACACAACCGGGAUCCGCAAACAUCCUUUUUACAGUUUAUUCCUUCUCGACUCUUUCACGAAUUUGUUGCUUUCUUUUGGAAAGGGAGACGGACUCCCUACAUGCGAAGCUCGAUGAAUUCUGCGGGGAGAGUGACUUUGUUUUUUCUUUUAAUUGCUCUGAUUACGCAAGAUUGUUUAUCAUCAAAAGGAGAAGACAGGCUGUUUCGUCGUUUAUUCAGGAGGUAUAAUCAGUUCAUUCGGCCAGUGGAAAAUGUGUCUGACCCUGUCACUGUGGAGUUUGAGGUCUCUAUCUCACAGCUUGUUAAAGUGGAUGAAGUCAAUCAGAUCAUGGAAACAAACCUUUGGCUGAGACAUAUAUGGAAUGACUACAAGCUAAAGUGGUUACCAGCAGAGUUUGAUGGAAUUGAGUUCAUCAGAGUCCCAUCAAAUAAAAUCUGGAGGCCUGACAUUGUACUUUAUAACAAUGCUGUUGGAGACUUCUUGGUGGAGGACAAAACCAAAGCUCUUUUGAAAUAUGAUGGAACCAUCACUUGGGUCCCUCCUGCAAUCUUUAAAUCAUCCUGCCCUAUGGACAUCACUUACUUCCCCUUUGACUAUCAGAACUGCUCAAUGAAGUUUGGUUCCUGGACCUAUGACAAGGCCAAGAUUGACCUGGUUCUCAUUGGCUCAAAGGUCAACCUUAAAGACUUUUGGGAGAGUGGAGAGUGGGAGAUCAUUGAUGCACCCGGGUAUAAGCAUGACAUCAAGUACAACUGCUGUGAAGAGAUCUACCCAGACAUAACCUACAGUUUUUACAUACGUCGACUGCCCCUCUUCUACACUAUCAACCUUAUCAUUCCCUGCCUCCUCAUCUCCUUUCUGACAGUACUCGUCUUCUACCUUCCAUCAGACUGUGGCGAGAAAGUGACAUUGUGCAUCUCUGUACUCCUCUCUCUCACUGUGUUCCUUCUUGUCAUUACAGAAACCAUCCCCUCCACCUCACUUGUGAUCCCUCUGAUAGGCGAGUACCUUCUCUUCACCAUGAUUUUCGUCACCCUCUCCAUUGUCAUCACGGUCUUUGUAUUGAAUGUGCACUAUCGCACCCCUAUGACCCACACUAUGCCUAGCUGGGUACGUACCGUCUUCCUCCGAGCUUUACCCCGCAUUAUGCUCAUGCGCCGGCCUCUCGAUCUAUCAGAGUCCUCUGGAAAAGGAGGACUAGAAAGCGGGAGCUCGUCCGGGACUGGAGCAGGACGAGGAGGAGAGGGAAAGAAGAGGAAAAAUAGUGGAUCCCAACAGGGAGUGAUGAACUCUUUGGAAUUUGGGGAAGGGAAAGCAGCAUUAGAAGGAAAGAAAGGGGGAUGUCCAUGUCACCCAAUGAAAGAGGCAACCGAGGGGGAUUGUGGGAAAGUGAGUCGUCAGUUGAGUCCACAGGCUAUUAACACAGUUGUGGCUUUCUCUGUGGUGUCACCAGAGAUCAAACAGGCUAUUGAGAGUGUGAAGUACAUUGCUGAGAACAUGAGGAGCCGCAACAAAGCCAAAGAGGUGGAGGAUGAUUGGAAGUAUGUUGCCAUGGUGAUUGACCGCAUCUUCCUUUGGGUCUUUGUGCUGGUGUGUGUGCUGGGAACUCUGGGGCUUUUCCUACAACCUCUAAUUGGCUUCUUCUCGUAAUUAUCUAUGAAACACAGAUACCAGCUUACCUGUUCUAACCAACAGUUAUUUGAGUCACUGACAUGCUCAUUAUUUAAUUGUGUUCCGUCACUACAACAAAGCUCUAUUAAAACUAUAUACUAGUGUCCUUGUGCAAAAAAAUAGCUAAUCAGGUGUUCUGUUUUUCUCUCUGCCACUAAUCAAUUGAAGACUUAAAGACUGCUUUUUGCCUUUCUAAUCACCUUCCAUCUUGAAGCACUGAAAUGUCCAUAAGAAGACUAAUCAGACUGAUUGGUGUUCUGUGUUCACUACGCACAAUUACAUUCCACUUAUUUCUGAUUACACACACAUAAUAUGUGGUGUUUUAUAUCAAACAACAUGGCCAUCUUCUCUCAACCAACUACUCAACAGUCACUCAGGAAAAUCUGCAACAGGCAGUAACGGUGUAUUUCUUGCAAGUGGGAAUAGAGAAAAUCCAGUUUAAACACAAAUAAAUGUGUUGUGUAGAUUAGUUCACCGAAAUCUUCGAGGAUAAACCAUGAGCCGUGCGAUUAUGGGAUGAAAUUAGUCAAGAAUAUGGGUUAUCUGUAAAUAGAGUUGUAGCAUGGAUGCAUUCCAGAAUUAAAAAUGACUAAUCAGGUCCCGUUUAUGCAAAAAAAAAUUGUUUAAAUGAGAUUAAUUAAUCUUUUUUUUUUUUUUUUUUU